AUGUCGGUGGAGGACAUACUUGGCAUGCCCCCUGUUAGGUCAGUGCAAUCCAUCCGCAGUGGAGUCAAAGCAAUGUUUCAAAGCUGUUGUGCGAUUCCUCUGAAGAGAAUCAGUGUAAAUGCUUAUGUGUUUCUCAUUCCCCGGAUGGUACUCUCCCCUCUGGCAAGAGGAGGCAAGAAGAAAGGUGGUAACAUUAAAGAAACUUACAGGAGAUUCUUUGCUUACCAGUGGGAGGAGUUACUAUGUAACAUUGAUUUUCCAUCAAGUCAUCAGGAACGUCAACCCUCAAAGGAACCAACUAGUAAGGGGGUUGAAAAAGCAGCACUACGGUUGGUCAAAUGUGGAGAAAUAGCUAGAGCUGCAAAGGUGUUGAUGAGUUCUGGUCUUGCACCAGCAUCAGAAGAAACAGCAAAAAAGCUAGCAGGCAAUUUAAACAUCCUGCAUGAAGUGUUAGCACUGAGAUUGAUCAUGAGGUGGGCUCGAACACAACUACAGAGGCCAUUAAUCUUGAUGCAGUCAAUUUGUUUAACGUGGUCAAACGACUUCCUAGAGGUUCUAGUGCUGGGCCUUCUGGAUGGAGCUAUAGCAUCAGGAUCUCUGCCAAUAUCGAUCCGGUCACUUCUCUCAUCAUCUAGAUUAAUUGCUUUACCAAAGGCAAACGGGGAUGUUCGGCCAAUAGCAAUUGGGGAAACAUGGAGAAGAGUCACUGCUAGAGCUAUUUGUUUUCAAAAGCGGAAGGAAUUUGCAGACUAUUUCACACCCUUACAACAUGGUGUUUCAGUUGAAGGAGGUGCAGAGCUAUUGGUGCAGCAGGUGCAGCUUCUUAUGGAAAAACAUGAAGACUGGAUUCUACUUAAAACUGAUGUGAAGAAUGCAUUUAAUUCAGUAAGCCGGUCUCAUUUGCUGAACCAAGUGCUUACUACGUUUCCUGAUAUUCACAAUCACACUGCACUAGUGUACUCUGACAUCAAUCCACUAAUCUAUCUUCAGAUAUCUCAUCCGGUUAUUCUCAGCUCUCACGAAGGUGUGCACCAGGAAGACCCACUUGGUUCUGCUUUGUUCUCAAUUGCAAUGCAACCCAUUUUGGAAGAUCUACAGUCUCACCACAAAGAAGUAACAAUUCUGGCUUACCUGGAUGACGUUUAUCUCCUUGGCAGCCCUGAUCGAGUAUUUCAUGUCAUUGAAAGGCUGAGAUCUGCCUUCAGCGACAUUAAUCUCAUGAUUGAGGAGAAGAAGUCCACAAGUCAAGGAUGUAGAAUUCUGGGCACACCUAUAGGAAGCUCAUCGUACAUCAUCGAAUCUUGCUCUGAUGUUGCACAAUCAGGAUCUAAUUUGUGUGGUAAGCUGUUGCAGCUGCAAGACCCCCAGUGUGGCAUGCUCUUGCUGAGACACUGUCAUGUUACUCGGAUGAACUUCCUAUCACGAAUUGUUCCACCUAGACUUUUGGAGUCUGCUGCGGCCAUCCAUGACACACUGACAAGAUCAACGUUCACCAAUCUCUUGGGUAGAGGCAAUCUAACAGACAGGCAGUGGCUUCAAGCAACUUUACCAAUACGACAUGGAGGAUUUGGUCUCACAGCUUUAACAUCUACAGCACAAUUUGCAUUUCUGUCUAGUUGGGUCUCAACCCUGCAUACAAUAGCAAAACGAAUUCCUGAUGCUCAGAGAUUGCUUGAUGAAGUUCAGAAUUCACAUCAUUCAAAUAGUUCCAUCAGCAGAGAUUUGUGCAAUGUUUUGUCUCAAAACAAAACUCUCGUAGAAGUUAUCAACGACAGGAAGCAACUACAACACAAGCUGACUGAGGAUUACAUGAAAUCUCUGUCAAAUGGUUUUAUUCAGAAUUCAUCUUCGACUAGAGACCAAUCUCGAAUGAAGUCCUUGCAAGGCAAAGGCAAACUGAGUGUUUUGGACAGCAAAUGGUACAAUGUGAUAAUUGCCAAGAAUGGUAUCACUUUUAAGUGUGUUGCUUACAACAAACAUGUUAUGGAAAUAGUGAGUCUUGUUAUGAAAAUUGUUGAAACUUAG
Corticium candelabrum is the source of this 2025-nucleotide messenger RNA. RefSeq lists its product as uncharacterized. The record is from RefSeq and is a predicted model, not a curated record. Lineage: Eukaryota; Metazoa; Porifera; Homoscleromorpha; Homosclerophorida; Plakinidae. The transcript is spliced from 5 exons. Bases 1 to 2025 code for a protein of 674 amino acids.